AAGAGAAAUCCAGUCUAAGAAUCACUCUUUUAAAUUUACCAUAUUUCCACCCAAGAAUACACUUUUUCGACUCGGACCAGGUUAGUUCGUUAAGACGAAAGCAUGGUAAUGUGCAGUACUGUAUAAUUACCAUCGGAAGCCCUGUUAGCCGCUUAGGUAAGGAAAAUGUGGAGGCCCGCCGACUUUUCAUUUCAAAAUCCGAUAGCACCGACCAGCCGAGGGUGCAAAAGUGGACAACAUUAUGACAAGCACGGGCGGAUACUACGGGAUCUGACGGACGUUCCAAUCUGCUACCGAGCGUAAAAGUAGGCUUGCUUGAAGCCUGCGAUUUAUCCUCUGUUGUUUACAUUCAACCCUCGUUUAUUGUCAUUGAAUAUUCCGUCUAUAUAUGCUGGACUUUCUUGCUGCCUACGCCCUUACCUAGCUGUAGGCACAUUCUUUAUCUACAGCACCUUUGCCUUGGCGCUGCACCUUUCGUCAACUUGUUUCGCCUGAUCAGGGUUAGGGGGGCACGCGACAAACUGACAAAGGCCACCCAUCUCCUCUCUGUGGCUGCAAGCCAUACCAUGUCAUCACUGGGGGACGUACAGACAAAGUUAUCUUUCCCCAGAUCGACCCUGGGCCAUCCGUAUUAGGUUCUUGCCAUGGCAGGGAAAGCGGAUGAUCGCGGGGCGAAUAAUGCACCCGCGCAGCCACGCUCUCCACCUUGCCCGACAUCUCCGAAGGUCGACCGAGACCAGUGUGACAAGACGCGGGAAGCCAGCCAGUCCCGUGACCAUGAUCAUGAUAGUCACAGUAGAUAUGACAAGACUGGUGUUUCAUCGCCAACCACCCGAGACAGCGAUGAUGACCAGCCUGGCCAGCCGCCCAGGAAACGACAGAGAGUAAGGUUGUCUUGUCUAGAGUGUAGACGAAGAAAGCUGAGCUGCGAUCGGUCGAUGCCAUGCGAGCGGUGCAUCAGAUCUGGAACUCCUGAGAUAUGUUCUUAUGAGACUCGGCCGGGUCUCGCUCCGCCGGCAAAGAAUGGCCUCAGUCAGGGGGCGCUGUCUAGUUUUGAAUCUAGACUCUCUCAUCCCCCGCCUCCGCCAGGAGAAUACCGAAGAGACUCCAUCCUAUCUCGAGACAACGAUCGUAUACGUCGUCUCGAGAGCGAAGUGGCCCAGUUGAAGAACCUUCUUCUGGCCAAGGUUGGCGGCAGCUCUUUCGAUGGCAGUGCCACCCUCGCAGAUGGCUCACCUGCUGAACACCCAAAGCCGGACUAUGCCUCCGAAAUAGUCCCUGGGACACCACCUCCUCGUCCGCCCAACAACCCCGAGCAGGACAAUGCUGCCGAGGAGGAUGAGCUUCGGUUCUUCCGAGGCAAGGAGUUCAAAACCCGCUACUUUGGCCCCCACAAUGCCUACAUGGCAUUUAGUGAGCUGACCAGCCUUUACCCUUUCAUGAAGGAGACCGCUGAUGAGUGGUUAAGCCCACUACAUAUUCCCAAGAACAAGGACCGUAAUCAGCGGAAGCUCGAUCGGGAGAGGAAGGCACAGGAGCCAGACCCGACCCUGGAGGCUUUGCUGCCGACCAAGCAGGAGACGGACAUUCUUGUUGAGGUUUACCUGGAACAAUUUGAGCAGGUGUACCGUAUCAUACACACGCCAACCUUUCGAAAAUCAUAUUCUAGGUUCUGGGAUCCAAUGCUGCCUAGAACUGCAUCUUUCACCGCUCUUGUGCUUGUCAUGAUCUCAGUGUCUUGCUGUCUGCACGGCAAUACAUCUGGGACACUUGUGGGCUCCGUUUCUCACGCUCAUUACAUGGCCGAGAAAUGGACCAACGCCUGUGAGAACUGGCACAGGAAUCAGAGCGAGAAGCAUCGGAAACUUAUUCAUCUCCAGAUAGCGUGUCUCAUCCACCUUUCAAAGAGAGUUAACAUCUUGAAGAAGAAGCGCUUCUGGAAAUCUGCCGGAGCGUUGGUUCAAGACGGAAUUUCUGUGGGUUUGCACCGUGAUCCUAGCCAUGUUAGCGAUAAAAUUUCCGUGUACAACCAGGAAAUGCGUCGACGGCUAUGGGCAACUAUCCAAGAGUUUGACCUUCAGGCAUCUUUCGACCAUGGUCUUCCGAGUCUGCUCAGCUCGCUGCAUUUUGACAUUACCCCGCCUAGAAACAUUGAUGACGAGGAGUUUGACGAGGAUGUCAAAUCACUGCCCAAAUCUAAACCACCAAACGUUUAUACAUUUUCCUCCUUUCAACACCUGAGCCGCCAAAGUCUGCCGCUCCGCCUUGAGCUCAGCCGUGUGCUCACUGGGUCGCCAGAAGAACUGGACUAUGAGCGCGUCAUUAGGUAUACAAAUGAGAUAACUCAGGAAAUCGACUCGUUGCCGUCCUGGGAUCUCAUGGCUGCACCUACCUUGGGAUCUAGCGCAGCUCCUGGCAGCAGCUUGAGCAGCCAACUUUCGGUGUCAAGUCGUCGGCCAUUGCUUGCAUACACGCUCCUGCACAUACAGUUGCGACAGUACAUCAUACCCUUGCACCAACCAUAUCUACGCCUCAGAAAGACAAACUCCAAGUAUCAAUACUCUGAGAUUGUUUACUAUAAUGCCGCCAGAGAUAUGGUAUUGCUUCACGACAAGUUGACCGAACAGGGAGUCCGAACGCUCAGCUUCCUUAGAGAGGACGCCUUGACCUUGUCCAUUAACCUAUGCAGUGUGACCAUGCUGCAGCCAAGAGGGUCAACCAAUAUGGUCAUGGUCAAUUCAGAACACACCCUCCGACUUCUUGAAAAGUGUCUCGGCAUGAAAGAAGACCGUGUACUUCGGUGUGGAAAUCAUGAACCGUGGGCCUAUUCUAUCAUGUGUGCUGCUUAUGGGCUUCUCGAGGCACACUUGGGAGUCAAGACAGCCGAGGUGGCCAAGGCAGGAGCAGCAGAGCGCUUCGUGAAUUUACACUAUCGGCUAGUCAAGGGUGAAAACCCGCCUGCAUCAUCGAUGCAAUCAAUCCUGUCAAACAGAGCUGCUCUGCAGCAACCACCGAACUACGAGGGCCGAGAGAGGCAAAAGUCCAUUACCCCUUUUGCUAUUCCCAGCUCUCAAGGCUCGGCAAUGAACGGAGUUCACCCUGGAGAGGCACCACCGACUCCAUGGUGGCUUAACCCCGUGGUUGAUCCAAGUAUGCCUGCACUCCCACAAUCGUCGUUCAAUACCGAAUUUAAUCUUGAAAACCUCGGCCUUAAUUUGAAUGAUCUAUGGAGUGAUGCUACAUUGGGGUUCUCCGCCUGAUUGGGAACAGAUAGGUACCUACUUAUGAACCGGACAUAAUAUCAAGCCCGCUGAGGUGACGGAUAAAGAUGCGGACAACAUUAACUGUUCGAUUACUACGAUUAAUUGCUAGCGGUAGCACACAAACGGUGCGCUCCAAUGCUUAUUUAACAUUGAUCAUAUUCAUUUUACCUGGAACAACAACAAUUUCGCAAGAUUGCCGCCAAGAGCCGUCCCGAGCUACUAUUUACGGUUUCACCCAGUCAAGAUGCCCAAUCUAUCCACAUCUGUUCUUCGCUCCUCACUGGCUACCUACCUCUAGGCAGGUAGGCACUAGUCGAUGGGUUGCUUACCUACCUACCUACCUAGGUACGU
Messenger RNA from Pyricularia oryzae 70-15, 3614 nucleotides. RefSeq lists its product as uncharacterized. Lineage: Eukaryota; Fungi; Ascomycota; Sordariomycetes; Magnaporthales; Pyriculariaceae. The coding region runs from base 645 to 3260 and encodes 871 amino acids. The transcript is spliced from 5 exons. The record is from RefSeq and is a predicted model, not a curated record. Gene Ontology annotation, molecular function: DNA-binding transcription activator activity, RNA polymerase II-specific; RNA polymerase II cis-regulatory region sequence-specific DNA binding; zinc ion binding. Gene Ontology annotation, biological process: DNA-templated transcription; regulation of transcription by RNA polymerase II. Gene Ontology annotation, cellular component: nucleus.